Messenger RNA from Aplysia californica (California sea hare), 3069 nucleotides. RefSeq names its product tetraspanin-13. The transcript has 5 exons. Gene Ontology annotation, cellular component: membrane. The record is from RefSeq and is a predicted model, not a curated record. The coding region runs from base 108 to 815 and encodes 235 amino acids. NCBI's taxonomy places the organism in Eukaryota, Metazoa, Mollusca, Gastropoda, Aplysiida, Aplysiidae.
CAUAGUGACAUUUAAUGUUGACGUCUCUGUGGUACCAGAUCAUUGCAUUUAGUCACCCUUUCUUCAUUUAAUUUUGGUGUGCCAAAGAGAUAAACGACUAAACAAGAAUGGUGUGCGGUGGUUUUACUUGUUCGCGGCAUUCGCUCAUCAUUCUGAAUGUCAUUUAUAUCAUUGUCUCCUUUGUUCUGAUUGGAGUAGCGGCAUACAGUCGAGUGGCAGCCGUCAUCACCAGCAUCAGUCUGGUGGGGAGCCUGAUUGCAUGCGGAGUCUUCCUCUUCCUCAUCGCCCUGGUGGGUCUGCUCGGGGCCAUCAAACACCACCAGGUCCUCCUGUUCUUCUACAUGAUCAUCCUGUUUGUGCUAUUCCUGCUGCAAUUCUCCCUGGCCUGCGCCUGUCUGGCGGUCAACACUGACCAGAAGGACUCGCUGGCCGAGCAAGGCUGGCGUAUGUCGGGCGCGGUCACCCGCACGCAGGUACAGAGCCAGUUCAACUGCUGUGGCUUCAAAGAUCAGGAUCUGAACGUGGAGGAUGCUCUGGGACACCCGCCCUGUGCCGCGGUGAGCGAUUGCUGUACAGCAAACGAGGAGGCCCCGUGUUGCACAGGCGUGUACCCCCCGGCCAACUCGACGGAGCCGGAUGUCCCCUGCCCGUGCGACACGUGCUUCAGCAAGCUGCAGCCGGUCAUCUACAAGGCCUUCUCAGCCACGGGUGGCGUUGGCCUCUUUUUCAGCUUCACUGAGAUCAUCGGCGUUUGGCUGGCCAUGCGGUAUCGCAACCAGAAAGAUCCCAGAGCCAACCCCAGCGCUUUCUUGUAACCCCCGGCGACCAGUGUUUGUGUGUUGACCCCCGUCUGGAGUGUUCUCUCUCAUCUUCCCACCCCUCGCUGACCUCUAAACUUUGCGUGAUGGGACCUGCGAGGAGUUUCUAUAUGGCAGUCAUUCCAUAUGUAUAUGUGUGUGUGCGUGCUUGUGUAAAUGUGAUUGAGUUUUUUUUUUUGUGUGUUAAGAUGAAUAUAAAUGUCACAUUUUGUUUUCAUUCCUUCUCAUUUCUGACCUGUGAAUAAGAUACAGCUAGUUAAGAUUGAGUCUCAGCAUGAGUGUGUGUCUGUGUGUGUUGGGGGGGGAGAUCUGUACUGUAUUGAGGAGUUUUCAAUUCAAGAAUAGAAAUGCACUGCAUUCAAUCAUUUGUGAAAAUUUACUGGCCAGUAAUGAACUUAAGGAUAUAGCAAGGCUUGCAGGUGGCUGUAGCACAAGUGUGAAGGCUUUCUAUUUCUCAAACUAGGCUGUUGUGCUACAGUCAUUGACUCUUUAACAUUUAUAGUGAAGAGAUUAGAUGUAGUGGAAGUAGUGUCUUCCUUGUCAUUUUGUCACUGACAGUGCUCUUAGUCUUGGGGGGUGUCUCCAACGUCAUUUGACUCUGAUCUCACGAGUACUCAUAACUCAGAGGUGACAGUGACCUUGCAUAAUCAAAUCAAUAUUUUGAUUUCCUUAUUCCGUAAUCACACAUUGAAAACAAAAUGGAAAUACUCGUACUGUGAAUGCAAGCGUGUAUUUGUCAGUUGUUCAUUAUGUGUAAUUGUCUGAUGAUGCCUGUUGUGUGCUCCCAUGGCAUUUUUCAUUUGCUGCGUGUUAUAUUGCCAAACGCAUUUUCUCAUGACUCUUUGGUUCAUACAUUUAUGUGUGCAUUCUUCUGUAUAUGCAUACGCUUUUGUGUAUGAAUGUGAGCAACUUUUCUCUACAUGAGAGAGAGAAUGUUAGAAAAAUAAUUUACUAGCAUCUGGAUGUGUAUUUGUGUGUUGUCAUGAACUGUAGAAAGAUACGGAGAAGUGGUUGCCUCUACAAAAGCUUAUCGUAACUUUGUUGUAGAGUAGUAGAGAGUGGCAUGACAGAGGGUGUGAUGAGAGAGUUUGUCUUGUGUUUUGUUUUUGAUAUCUGUUUCAUUCAUCUGCCUCUGUGGACCAACACGAUAUGCAUCAGGAUGCGUGGAGAAGCCCUUGACACUUACGAUGUUUUGCUUUAUCUUUUUAUGGAACGUUUAAUUUUUAUCUUGCAGUAUUUUUUGUUUCUGUUAUUUAGGUAUUUAAUGAAAGGGCCAUUGGGUUUGUUUUUUUGCAUUUUUGAUUUGGUGAUAUUGAUAUUGUAUGUGUUGGGAGUGUGGUGAGUCGGUGCACAUUAAUUUAUUCUAGCUGUGAGAGGAUGGCAGUGAGAAUACGCUGUGGUUUUGCCUUGUGUGUGAAGAUAUUUGUUGUUUUUGCACUGUGUGGGGAAAAUGGUAAUUCAUUUUUACAAAGUGUAUCGAGAUGGCAUUUUCUCAAUAUCAUUGUCUUGUUCUUUGAUUUAUUUGAUUUUUUUUUUUUUGUUCUUUAAAAUCUUUUGAAUAAACAGUAUAGUGUAAGAUGUGGAGCGUGGUAGCUUGACCUGAAGAUUUCUGGUUUCCUGUGAUUUUUCUCUAAAAGGACAAGAAGGAACCAUCUUUCUGCUCUUACUCGUAUAUAUGCAUGCUCUUUGACACUCGCUUGUAACAAGUUUAUCUCUCCCAGUCAGUCUGUCCUUAAGUGUUGCAUGCUUUCUGCAUAUAUUUAACAGCAGUGUGCACAGUUUUUGCAGUUGUUUUGGGGGUUUUUUGUUGACAGUUCAGAGACCAAGGUAUUUGGGGAUGCAGUUGCUGACCCAAUUGUGUAGCCAGUGUGUGAAUUUUCUUUUGUUCUUUUGUCAGCGUCUUGAUUGGUCUGAAUACAUGUUGUGGUUUUGUUUUGCCACAUUACUUUUUCAAAAAGUUUUUUUUCAUUUGCUGUACUAUUUUCCGUGAAUCUCAUCCACAUCUUAUAUUUAUCUGUCUGCUACUGAACACGUUUUGUCGUUGGUUUAAUGAUAUGAAAAUCUUUGGAAGGUUCUGAGUUGGGAGCUGGUAAAUUUUUUUGUUGUUCAGCAUUGUGGUAAAUUGGUUUCAAGCGAUUUCGGUCAUGUUUGAAGACUCUGGAACUUGUAACAUUGUGGUAGAGACGAGGAUGGAGUCAGGAGCUUUCGAGGAUGACACUCGCAAAAUAAAAGAAUAUGAAAUAUUAUUCAA